AUGUCCAAGAAGCCUUUGUUUCAACCAGCUUGGUAUCCUCAGAGCACAAAACAAAUUUUUGGUCGAUACGUCGCCGUUCCAUCUCGGCUGCAUGCUCGGCCAUUCGAGAAUACGCCCCUCGCCGGACUCCGCAUCGGAGUUAAGGAUGUGAUCGACGUUGCUGGCUACCCAACUAGGGCAUCAAACCGUGCCUUCAAAAGUUUAUAUCCCGCCAAGGAGAUUUCUGCACCGACAGUCCAGAGGCUCAUUGAACUGGGAGCUGUGGUUGUGCGCAAGACCAGGUCGGAUCAGCUCGCACUGGAUGAAGAACUAACGGCGGAUUGGGUUGACGAAUUUUGCCCAUUCAACCCAAGGGGUGAUGGGUAUCAGACAACCGAGGGAAGCAGUGCGGGCAGCGGGGCCGCGAUAGCAGCAUAUGACUGGCUGAACCUUGCGCUUGGAACAGACACAAUGAGGGCCUUGUUCCAGUCAGCCUCGUCUACGAUACCGUUAGCCUCUUAG
Messenger RNA from Lasiosphaeria miniovina, 501 nucleotides. Its product is annotated as amidase signature domain-containing protein. Lineage: Eukaryota; Fungi; Ascomycota; Sordariomycetes; Sordariales; Lasiosphaeriaceae. The transcript has 4 exons. The record is from RefSeq and is a predicted model, not a curated record. The coding region runs from base 1 to 501 and encodes 166 amino acids.